UAAGUGGACAGCUGGGCUGUGUUAAUCUAUCCAGAAGGCUAAAAUUCUCAACAAAUCAUUCUGAAACUCAACACAGCUAACAUUUUUCAGUCCCAAACUCAACUUGUUAUCAGAGAAAUAAUUAACCACCUCAAGAAUCAAGCUGAAGCAUGUUCCGACUUUUGACUGCCUGCUGGUCUCGUCAAAAGGUCACAGAAGUAAAACAAAGGAAUGUAACUAUCAUUGUCAUUGGCUUGGAAAACUCAGGCAAAAGUCAUCUUAUGGAGGCCUUUCAAAGAUUAAUUCCUAGCAAGAUACACCACAGCCAAGUGAAACCAACACAGAUUACACUUCUACUGGAUGAUUAUCAAGUAUCUGUCUAUGACCUGAAUGGAGACCUAAAAGGCCGAGAAAAAUGGCCAAACUACUAUGCUGAGACACACGGGCUUGUUUUCGUCGUGGAUUCUAGUGACAUGUCACGAAUACAGGAAGUGAAGAUCGUCUUAACACGCCUGAUGUUUGAUAAAAGGGUAUCAGGGAAGCCCAUCUUAAUACUGGCAAACAAACAAGACAAGAAGGAUGCCCUCCUGCCUUGUGAUAUCAUUGAAUAUCUACUUCUGGAAAGGAUAGUGAAUGAGACUAAGUCCAUGUGCAGAGUGGAGCCAUGUUCAACCAUGAAAAACCUCCCAAAGAGGCACCAACAGCCAAUAGUUAUAGGGCUACGCUGGCUAUUAUCUGUUAUUGGGGAUCAAUAUGAUGAGCUGUGUACUCGACAACAAACACCCAGUAUGAGCAUCUCAACCUCGAAGAACAUCAGAGGCUGUGGAGAAAGAUGCUCAUCAGACAGCUUAUCUAACAGAAUGGGAAUGCUCAAAGACAACAGGCAGCAUUUUGAGAAAAGACAACACCUGGAGCACAGACAGCAUGCUGAGCAAAGACAUUUUGAGAAAAGACAGCAUUUUGAAACAAGACAUUUAAUACAGCGCUCACUGGAUGCUAGACCCCUAAAGCCAAUCCUACAGAAAGAUGGUCUGCGAAUGAGGCCCAAAAAGAAUAUGUCAGUAACAUUUGCUCUGGACGUCAUCAUAGAGGAAGGUGAAUGUUCUCGGAAGAUUGGAGCUCAAGGUAUCACUAAGGCUUGCAACACUAAAUGUUAUGAUGCACAGACUCCAGUUCCAUCUAUUGACGACAAUCUUUUCAAAGCUCGUAGGCCAAAAAAGAGAAAAGAUGCCUGGGACACUGAAGAAAUGUUACUGGAAGAUCCAUGUGGCAAAGCCUUCCGUUCCUGCGACUUAACAGACUACUAAAGAAAACGGAGGGACAGCAAAAGAAUCGUUACCUCUACCACCUUUCAGUAAAUGGGCACAUCUCCAGAACCAGCAGGAACACUCAGUCUUUGAAUUUUAUUGGAUAAUGCCUCUCCAGCCCACGUACAAGUUCACCUAUUCUAACAUCACAUCCCUGAGAACCAUUGUUUCUCCACACCAGCGCGGUACCCAGUAGGAAGUUAGGUGUUGUCCACCUCACCAAAGAAGAACAGAGACUUCCCACAUGUACUAUGAUGCUCCUGACACAGCUUACAGACAACACGUUGGGAACAACUGAAACUGAGCCUUAGAAGAACAGGGUUACUUUAAAAAUCACACAUUUCUCUGGAAGGUUCUCAGGUAUAAAGGGACUGGCAAAAUAAAUAAGGAUGAUGCUCUA
Molecule: messenger RNA, 1686 nt
Organism: Mesocricetus auratus (golden hamster)
Lineage: Eukaryota; Metazoa; Chordata; Mammalia; Rodentia; Cricetidae
Gene: Arl13a
Product: ADP ribosylation factor like GTPase 13A
Exons: 10
Coding region: 150-1286 (378 amino acids)
Biological process (GO): receptor localization to non-motile cilium; non-motile cilium assembly
Cellular component (GO): ciliary membrane; non-motile cilium
Molecular function (GO): GTPase activity; GTP binding
Source: RefSeq, a predicted model, not a curated record